CCUCCCGCUCCUCGCCCCUCGCUCCUCCUCUUCAUGGUUACGGCCUAACAUGAAGGACUGAAUCUGAGGACGCAGUGCCCCCUGCUGGUCUCGUGCUGCCGCUGCAGGCCAUGGCUGACUCCAGCUCCUCCGACCUGAUCGCCAAACACUACAACUACACGGGGAAGUUCCGUAAGACGGCGUCGGACUCGGGUCUGAAGGCCGACUCCGUGGUCUUCAUCAUCGUGUGCUGCUUCAUCAUCCUGGAGAACAUCCUGGUCCUCACCACCAUCUGGAGGACCAAGAAGUUCCACAAACCCAUGUACUACUUCAUCGGGAACCUGGCGCUGUCCGACCUGCUGGCGGGCGGCGUCUACACCGCCAACAUCCUGCUGUCGGGCGCCAACACGUACAAGCUGACGCCCACGCAGUGGUUCUUCAGGGAGGGCAGCAUGUUUGUGGCGUUGGCGGCGUCCGUCUUCAGUUUACUGGCCAUCGCCAUCGAGCGCCACCUGACCAUGCUGAAGAUGAAGCUGCACAACAACGGGAACACGUUCCGCGUCUUCCUGCUCAUCAGCACGGUGUGGAUGAUCGCCGCCGUGCUGGGCGGUCUGCCCGUCAUGGGCUGGAACUGCAUCGAGAGCAUGACGGCGUGCUCCACCGUGCUGCCGCUCUACCACAAGACCUACAUCCUGUUCUGCACCACUGUCUUCAGCAUCAUCCUAAUGGCCAUCGUGGUUCUCUACGCCAGGAUCUACGCCCUCGUUCGCACGCGCAGCCGCAAGCUCGUCUUCCGCAAAGUCACCAACGGUCGCGGGAAUGCGGGCGCCAACAUCAAGAGCUCGGAGAAGUCGAUGGCACUCUUGAAGACGGUCAUCAUCGUUCUGAGCUGCUUCAUCGCCUGCUGGGCGCCGCUCUUUGUCCUCCUGCUGCUGGACGCCGCCUGCGAGACGCUGACCUGCCCCAUCCUCUACAAGGCGGAGUGGUUCCUGGCGCUCGCCGUCCUGAACUCGGCCAUGAACCCGCUCAUCUACACGCUGACGAGCAACGAGAUGCGCCGAGCCUUCCUCAAGACGCUGCUCUGCUGCACUUCCUGGCUCCGCCCAAGCACCAAGUUCACUGGGCCCAUCAUGGGGGCGGAGUUUAGCCGAAGCAAGUCAGAUAACUCCUCCCACCCCAACAAGGAGGAAGCGGAGUACUCGCAGAGGGAGACGACAGCGGCGUCCUCAGGGAACGUCACCUCAUCGUCCUAAACGAUGAGAACGAGUCGCAGAGUUUGUUUGGACAGGAAACAGGAAGUGUGAAUGCCUCCCAAUGGCGUCAUUGUGGCUGAACUGAACUGUCAGCUGAUUCUGACUCCCAGCACUUAUGGAGAACUUUAACUGGUUUAACUGGAACCAGUGGACCCUCAGAUGGAGACACUUAGUAAGUCGCUCACACCUCUGACUGAGACAUGUCGAGACACAUCAAGGUCACAUCAAGGUCACAUCGAGUCACAUCAAGGUCACAUUGGGUCACAUCGAGUCACAUCGAGUCACAUCAAGGUCACAUUAGGUCACAUUGAGUCACAUUGAGUCACAUCAAGGUCACAUUGGGUCACAUCGAGUCACAUCGAGUCACAUCAAGGUCACAUUGGGUCACAUCGAGUCACAUCGAGUCACAUCAAGGUCACAUUAGGUCACAUUGAGUCACAUUGAGUCACAUCAAGGUCACAUCGGGUCACAUCAAGGUCACAUCGAGUCACAUCAAGGUCACAUUAGGUCACAUCGAGUCACA
This is a messenger RNA of Labrus bergylta (ballan wrasse), 1755 nucleotides long. The record is from RefSeq and is a predicted model, not a curated record. NCBI's taxonomy places the organism in Eukaryota, Metazoa, Chordata, Actinopteri, Labriformes, Labridae.